GGUCAGCUUUCAAUAUUGCAAGAAAAAAUUGAUCAUUUGGAACGCCUGUUGGCAGAAAAUAAUGAGAUUAUUUCAAACAUACGAGAUUCUGUGAUCAAUCUGAGUGAAUCAGUAAAGGAUGGUCAAAAAAAUCCAGAGGCUAUAAACUUCAGUCAAGGAUCAGUCUCUGAGGUCUUUCCAUCUGCUUCAGUUUUGUUUUCAGUUGAUUCUGAGGAUUGUUUGUUUUCUUCAAAAAGUGGAAGUCAUGGUUCAGGUGUACAGAUGUUGGAUGUCUAUGACAUUCUUCCUUUUGAUAAUCCAGAUGGUGGCGUGUGGAAGCAAGGAUUUGAUAUCACAUACAAUGAAAAUGAAUGGGACAGUGAACCUCUUCAAGUUUUUGUUGUGCCUCACUCGCAUAAUGACCCAGGUUGGCUGAAGACUUUUGAUGAUUACUUCAGAGAUCAGACACAGCAUAUCUUAAACAAUAUGGUUAUAAAACUGCAAGAAGACAACCGAAGGAAAUUUAUGUGGUCUGAGAUCUCUUACUUUUCAAAAUGGUGGGAUGGAAUAGAUAGCCAAAAAAAGGAUGCUGUUAAAAGGUUGAUAAAAGAUGGACAGUUUGAAAUAGUAACAGGGGGAUGGGUCAUGCCUGAUGAAGCGUCUUCUCAUUAUUUUGCUGUAAUUGACCAGCUGAUAGAAGGACAUCAAUGGCUAGAAAAGAACCUUGGAGUAAAACCAAAGUCUGGUUGGGCAGUUGAUCCUUUUGGGCAUUCACCAACAAUGGCCUACCUUCUGAAACGCGCAGGAUUUUCCAAUAUGCUUAUACAGAGAGUUCAUUACUCAGUUAAAAAACAUUUUUCAAAACAGAAGACACUAGAAUUUUUCUGGAGACAGAACUGGGAUUUGGGAUCCAGUACAGAUAUCCUUUGUCAUAUGAUGCCUUUCUACAGCUAUGACAUUCCUCAUACUUGUGGUCCAGAUCCAAAAAUCUGCUGUCAGUUUGAUUUCAGACGUCUUCCUGGAGGCAGAGUAAGCUGUCCAUGGAGAGUUCCACCAGAAGCCAUUCAUGCUGGAAAUGUUCAACACAG
Molecule: messenger RNA, 1067 nt
Organism: Apaloderma vittatum (bar-tailed trogon)
Lineage: Eukaryota; Metazoa; Chordata; Aves; Trogoniformes; Trogonidae
Product: alpha-mannosidase 2-like
Exons: 6
Biological process (GO): protein deglycosylation; N-glycan processing; mannose metabolic process
Cellular component (GO): Golgi membrane
Molecular function (GO): alpha-mannosidase activity
Source: RefSeq, a predicted model, not a curated record